This is a messenger RNA of Exophiala aquamarina CBS 119918, 201 nucleotides long. Its product is annotated as H/ACA ribonucleoprotein complex subunit 3. Gene Ontology annotation, molecular function: telomerase RNA binding; box H/ACA snoRNA binding. Lineage: Eukaryota; Fungi; Ascomycota; Eurotiomycetes; Chaetothyriales; Herpotrichiellaceae. The annotation marks the transcript as partial. The record is from RefSeq and is a predicted model, not a curated record. Gene Ontology annotation, cellular component: box H/ACA telomerase RNP complex; box H/ACA snoRNP complex. The transcript is spliced from 2 exons. Gene Ontology annotation, biological process: positive regulation of telomerase RNA localization to Cajal body; ribosome biogenesis; rRNA pseudouridine synthesis.
AUGCAUCUCAUGUACACUGAAGACCAUGCCACUGGCAAGAGAGUAUAUACCUUGAAAAAAGUCCUCGAUGGCGUUGUCACCAAAUCCGCACAUCCUGCAAGAUUUUCACCCGAUGAUAAGUACUCGAGGCACCGGGUCACGCUGAAAAAGCGCUACGGUCUUCUCCUCACUCAACAAAGUAUGUGCAGCGAAAUCCAUUUU